Molecule: messenger RNA, 243 nt
Organism: Paramecium sonneborni
Lineage: Eukaryota; Ciliophora; Oligohymenophorea; Peniculida; Parameciidae
Source: the annotation of a GenBank genome assembly
AUGUCUUUUUAAUUCCUUAAAAUAUGUUUUAAUAAUGAUCUCAGAAGAUUAAGAAUUUUAAAGAGAUUUUUGUUUUACAAUGUCUAAUCAAGUGAAUUUUAUAGAUUAGAAGAAAUAAGAAAUGAAAUGCUCAAUAUAAAGAUUGAAGAUAAAGAAUAAGUUAAAUAAACAGCUGGAACAACAUCUUGGGUCUUGUAUUUAAAAAAGAGAUAGUAAAAAAAAUCAAAUUGGUAUUGGUGGUGA